Molecule: messenger RNA, 3227 nt
Organism: Salmo salar (Atlantic salmon)
Lineage: Eukaryota; Metazoa; Chordata; Actinopteri; Salmoniformes; Salmonidae
Gene: rell1
Product: RELT like 1
Biological process (GO): positive regulation of p38MAPK cascade
Cellular component (GO): plasma membrane
Source: RefSeq, a predicted model, not a curated record
AAAAGCCCAAAUGAACGCGCCUCAUUUGGUUUUCACUAAUUAACACAGCCAAAGUCAAAAUUAACAAUAUAUCGUAAAAAUGAAUGAAAACAACAAGUCGUUUUUCGAUGUUAAUUUAAGGUUAGGUUUAAAAUGACAUUGUAAGAGCAUUGUAGAAAUAGGCGGGGUUAUUGGUUGUAGUGACGACCAUAUCCCUCCCUCCACAGUGCUCAUUGGUCGUAGGUUCCAACCGCCAGACUAGGCUGCCACAAGCCGAAAACAUCGCCACUCACCCGGGCAGUAGUAGUUUUGAGCAUGGCUAAUUCAACUGGGACCCUUGUCGUACCACCGGGUCAGACAGCGGGCGGAGGCGGCAGUGCAAGAGACGACGAUGUGAAGCCAGAGUACAUAGCCUUCGUCCUGGUGCCGGUCUUCUUCCUCCUGGGUCUCCUGGGGGUCUUGGUGUGUCACGUCCUGAAGAGGAAGGGUUACCGCUGCACCACGGAGGCUGAGGAUGAGGAGGAGGCGGCCCGGGUAGCAGAGGCGGAAAAGAAGGAUCUGGAGAUGUGUACAGAGCUGAACGACACCGACAGCGAGGGCAAUGACGACACCGUGGGACAGAUCGUUCAUUACAUCAUGAAGAAUGAAGCGAACUCCGAUGCCCUCCAAGCCAUGGUUCCUGAAAACAGCAUAGACUCAGAAGGCCAACCGCUGACUCCCACCUCCCCCACCCUCCCAGUGACCCCUAUCUCACCUCGUGUCCCGGUGGGACUUGCCAAACACACCUGCAACCACCUGCAUACCAUCGGAGGCAUGGGGGGCCUCAAGAGCGUCUGCAACCGCUGCAAUCACAAGAAGUGGCCCCUGAUGAGGCGUGUGUCCACCAAGAGGAUAGCAGACAGGAGGAGCCACGGAGAGGUCACUGUGUUGGCUGUGGGGAGGUUCCGGGUUACAAAGUGUGACAAGGAGAGGCCCGUCAGAGAAAGGCGAACCAUGCUCAGCACAGACUCCAACGGGAGCAUGCCCACAUCGCCCACGGAGAAGGAACCCUUGGAGAGCAGGACCAUCUCUGAGUCACAUCAGGAGCAGAACGAUGAAGGAGCUGAUCCAAAGUGACAGAAACCAAGAGCAGCACAUGGCUUCCUGAAGAGAGCCGAGGGGGGAAAUAUGAUCAUUUGCAACACUUUUUAAACCCAGAAUCAGACCGUAGAGAAGCAUCAGCAUGCGAAGAGCAGCAGAGGAAAUGCAGGGGUAAGUCUCUCCCUAUCCAUGCCCCGUCUCCUUUGAUGGUCAGACGAGAGAAGACAGCGGUGUUCAUGGUGAAUUAGAGGAUGAAGAAAAGCCAAGAGGUUUUCUCUGUCAAACUGGCCCUCUGUCUCGGGCAAGGCAGCGGAAAGGCUGUAAAGUAUGGCGUGUUCGAAAGAGCCAUUGUGCAGUUCAUCAGACAGUGAGUCACUGGUAGAAACCACCACCAACGUUAAUGGUGGAUUUUUCACGAUUCCGCUGCCAAGGAGGAAAACCACAAACACUCACCUGACCAGGAAGUUGAGAUUGCAUUGGGGGUUGUGUUAGCCAAGAGCCAAUAAACUGUGCACUGUGUUGGAGCCAAAUACACAUCUGCUAAAGGUACAAUCUCUACCUGGCCUUCACGUCCACUUCUGACCCACUGGGCAAAGACGGGUUGAAUCGAAGUUGUUUCCACGUCAUUUAAUCCCCCAGAAUCUAUGAUGACGUUGGAUCAACGUGAAAAACUAGUUGGAUUUGCAAAAAGUCAUCAACGUAAGGGAAUUUAUAAAAAAAAAAUGUUUAAAUCACCCAACUUUUUACCUAAAUCCAGUGACAUAGUGAUUUAUUUGUAUCAUUUUUUUUUUUACGUUAGUUGACAACUCAAACAAUAAUAAAUCAAAACUAAAUAUUGAACUGACAGCUUCCAAUUGGCUCAUUUCCCCCCUCCUCUCCCCUGUAACUAUUCCCCAAGUCGUUGCUGUAAAUGAGGUGUUCUCAGGACUAUCUAGUCCCCCCCCUUCUAGAACUCCAAUGGACUACAUUAACUAGGUUGAUAUGGUGAGGAGAAAUUCCCUCAUCACCUUUUUUUAAUUAAUCUUUUGGUUGUCACGGUGACGUAUGGAACCGCUUCUGAUUCCACCCCAAUGAAACUACCUGUUUUUAAUUGGCCAUUGACUCAUCUCUUUGCCAAUAUUACAUAUGGUUUCUAUUCAAAGGAACUGAACAAAUCCCGUUUAAACUUCAAUAGGAGGCCUUUAAAAAUGCACUUCUUUCUUGAUCGAUGCACAGACAGUCUUCCUUAGAACAGCCAGUAUAGAGCAGCUGCCUUGUGUGUGUCUCACUGAUUUUGAGUACGGUGGUAUGUGGUGGGAAUGUAGACUUUGUGUGAGAGACAUUUGUUUGUUGUUGUAUUUUUCAACGCGAAUCAUGAGGUCAAGGGACUUGCAUAUCACCAGAUGUUUUGUUUUCUGUGGUGAAUAAGGUUUUUUUAGUUCAGGACUUGGAUACAUGAACAUUUAGAAAAAAAAAAAAAAUGGUGGCUUUUUAUCUAGAACAGGAGCUGAACCAAAAUGAUUAUACAAUGCAAAAACAAAUCUAUUUCUCAUUGAGGAAAAGUCAUGUCUUGUGUUAAAAUGUAAUUUAUACUGUAACAAUUAAUCUAUUGACUUCCAUUUGCCAUGAAUUGUAAACAAAUGUCAAAGUAUGUUGAAACGGACAGUGUUUCAAAUGGUUACCCAUACCAAAGCCAAAACUAUUUUCUGGGCGGGAUUACUUUUUAAGCUUUACAUCCUUCAACCUACAUUGACCAAACCUGAACAACGUACAACGGAACUCCAAUCCAAAUCUAGCAUCAGACACAAAACAAAACAAAGUUUCAACAGUCUAAAAGUGUUCCCUGUGAACAUCUCCUCUCCUUGCAGAUGAAGGAAAAGAGGAAUCCACUUUAGGCUUUUGAGGAAUGUCAGACCUUUUUGGCAAAUUUUAAAACUGGAAUGGCUUUCAUCUAAGAGCUUUACAAAAAAAUGUUUUUGAAGAUUUUCUCCAAAAUGCAUUUGUUUAUGUGAAAUGGGAAUGUAUUGAGUGUCUGACCUAUUCAAUAUAAUUGAAUGUGUUUUGUUAUUUGCUCUCAUGUUUGCUUUGGAGACUGUACAGUAUCAAUGUCUUAUCACAAUGGUCUGCCUUUUAAACUGUUGUAUAAAAAUGUAUUUAGGAAAUAAAGCAAACUGACUGAAAAAGUUAAA